Messenger RNA from Entamoeba invadens IP1, 585 nucleotides. RefSeq lists its product as hypothetical. Lineage: Eukaryota; Evosea; Mastigamoebida; Endamoebidae. The transcript has a single exon. The record is from RefSeq and is a predicted model, not a curated record. Bases 1 to 585 code for a protein of 194 amino acids.
AUGUCAGGGAAGAAGUUACCAUAUAUUGAGUUCAAGAAUUACCAAGUGUGUCAACAAGCAACGUUCCUUGCACUUCUGACGCAGUAUGCUGAUGUCACCAUCUCUGUGCGGGGGAAGAAGACGGAAAAGCAAAUCUUGGCGUUUUUACAAAUUGGAAAUGUCCGUCUUGGUGAUGGGACGUGUUUUGAUUGUUCCUCGAUUGUGACACAGAAAUGCGAGGAAUUAAAAAUGAGCGAAGUCCAUGAAGGCCUUUCGGAACAAACUGCGGUGCGACGGUAUCACAAAAACAGAAUAGUUGAGACGCUUCACCUUCUUAUUGACACUCUUUUCUUGUUAGGUGUCGAUUUUAAUACAUACACGACAGAUGGGAAAAACGGUGUAGUGAGAGCUGAAACUGUUCGCGAAAUCAUUUUUGAGAAUGUAGUCGUUAAGACGGACGAAGUGACUGAAAUUGGGAAGUUGGUGUAUAACAAUAUCACACAAAGGCUUAAGACUCAAAAUGAAAUCACACUUUUCCAUGGCGACAGGGAAAUGGAGCGAAUUGUACAUCACAUUGCGGCGCAUUCGAAUGCCGUUUGUAAUUAA